Musa acuminata AAA Group (dessert banana) is the source of this 5662-nucleotide messenger RNA. RefSeq lists its product as uncharacterized. Gene Ontology annotation, biological process: regulation of DNA-templated transcription. The transcript has 2 exons. Lineage: Eukaryota; Viridiplantae; Streptophyta; Magnoliopsida; Zingiberales; Musaceae. The coding region runs from base 34 to 1248 and encodes 404 amino acids. The record is from RefSeq and is a predicted model, not a curated record. Gene Ontology annotation, molecular function: double-stranded DNA binding.
AGGGUGCCGCUGCGGCUGCUCUCUUGUCCCACAAUGGCUGCUGCUCCGCUCCGCUCCGUACUCCAACGCCGCAAUGGCCUUCUGCCCUUGUUCGAAACCUGCCGCCUUCGAGAUCUCCUCUUCUUCUCCUCCUCUGUCGACCCUGCCGCCGCCGUAGGCGGCACCAUCUCUCCAGAUCCCCACUUCAUGGUGGAAUACCUCGUGAACUCCUGCGGGUUCUCCCCCUCCGAGGCAGCCAAGUUCUCUAAACCUCUUGCGCACCUCCGAUUCACCGAGAAACCCGACGCCGUCCUUAACUUCAUGAGAUCUCAGGGCCUCGGUGGCGCCGCUAUCAGGAAGGUGAUAUCUUCGGAACCCAAUUACCUGUGCUACAACGUGGAGACGAACAUCGCCCCGAAGUUUCAGUUCUUACGUGAUUUGGGCCUAUCGGAGUCGGAUAUCGUCGAUGUCAUCCUGAAGAACGAUGUUAUUCUGCGCCUCGACGUUCACCGUUCCUUGGUCCCCAAAUUGGAGAUGUGGGAAAGUCUCUUGGGAUCGAGAGAGCUCGUUCUCAAGCAUCUCAAGAAGACCCGAUGGUUUUUCUUCUCCAGCGCUGAGAAGAAAUUGCAUCCUAACCUAAAGUUCUUGAGGGAUGAGUGCGGCAUUCCUGAAGAAAGGGUCUCUGUCGUCUUGAGAAGUCACCCACAAUUAAUCUCACAGAAACCAGAGUCUCUCCGAGGUUUGGUGGCGAGAGCCGAUGAGCUGGGGAUGCUACGGCAAUCUCGGAUGUUCAUGUGGACAGUUAAUAUUCUCCAUAGGGUAAGCAAAGAAAGGUUCGAGGCCAAGGUCGAGUUCAUGAGGAGGUUCGGGUGGUCGGAGUCGGAGUUUUCUUCUGCUGUCAGGAAAGCACCCACCUUCUUAGGCAUCUCCCUCGAUAUGUUGCGCAGAAAAGUGGAUUUUUUUAUCAACGUGGUCGGUUACACCACUUCCUUCAUCGCCUCCCACCCAACUAUCUUGCUAUAUAGUCUGCAGAAGAGGGUAAUUCCUCGGUUUCGUGUGACGGAAAUGUUGAAAUUGAAAGGAUUGUGGACUGGAAAAUACAAGUUUACAUCGAUUCUCGUAUUCUCAGAUGCCAAAUUCAUGGAGAAGUUUGUUCUCCCUCACAAAGAAAAUGUUCCUGAGCUGCUUGAUAUUUUGAGAGUUGCUGGCACCUGGAAAGGAAAUGAUACCUUGCAUUUGGCAUCGGAGGAUGAGGAAGGGCUUAGCUGAUGGUCUAAUUUGUGACGACGAAGGCUCGGUCUCGCACGCCACGCCAACGCCAGUGUCAGACGCUACCUGCUCCUGCAAGGGUAAGCUUCCCUAUAAAUACCCUCGCAUGCUAAAGGGGAAGAGGGAGACACUCCAAACACUUCUUGAUCUGAAACCCCCUCCACAUCGCUAACUUGGCCGUCGGAGGGGUCGGGUCGGAGGGGUCGGACCGUCGAGAUCGGCCACUGGGAGGCCCUGAGGCCAAAGUCUGAGAUCCCCGACAUCCGGGCCCCGAACCGAGCCGCGACGGCCCCGAGGCCACGGCUCAGGGCGGCUUACCCACCAGGAUCUCGCCCCUCAGUCGCAGCCUGCUUGCGCCGAGCCCACCUCAGCGCGUCCGCUCGGUCGCAGACUGCCUGCGCUGAGCCCACCUCAGCGCGGCCUGCCCGCUUGAGCAGCGUCCGCUCGGUCGCAGACCGCCUGCGCCGAGCCUACUUCAGCGCGGCUUGCCCGCCUGAGCAGUGUCAGCUCGGUCGCAGACUGCCUGCGUCGAGCACCUCAGCCACACGCUACCGAGACCUACCUCAGCGCGGCCUGCUUGCCUAUGCAGCGCCCGCUCGGUCGCAGCCUGCAUGUGCCGAGCUCCUUGGCCAAUCAUUGCCGAGCUCCUUGGCCAAUCAUUGCCGAGAUCUACCUCGGCGUAGCCUGUCCGCCUGUCCGCCUGUGUCGUGCUCCUCGGCCGCAUGGUGCCCGAGGCCACGUCCUCGCGUUCUGCCCGCCUGCGUCGUGCUACUCGGCCGCAUGGCCCUCGCGACCACGCCUGCGCGGUCUGCUCGCUCGCGUCGUGCUCCUUGACGGCAUGAUGACUGAGACCACACCUGCGCGGCCUGCCCGCCUGCGUCGUGCUCCUCGCUCCCAUCAUCCCCGAGACACACCUGCGCGACCAGCCCGCCUGCGUCGUGCUCCUCGGCGGCAUGAUGAACGAGACCAUACCUGCGUGGCCUGCCCACCUGCAUCGUGCUCCUCGCUCCCAUCAUCCCCGAGACACACCUCCGCGACCAGCCCGCCUGCGUCGUGCUCCUUGGCUCCAUGUUCCCGAGACAGACCAGCGCCGCCAGCCUGCCUGUGUCGUGCUCCUCGGCUCCAUACCCCCCGAGACACACCUGCGCGGCCAGCCUGCCCGCGCCGAACUCCUCGGCCAUAUCCACCGCCUUGCCCAUCCGGGUUACGUCCCUCGGCCGCAGCCUGCCUGCGCCGAGUGCCUCGGCUCCAUGCUUGCCGAGCCCACCUCCUCGGCCGCAUAAUGCCCGAGGCCUCCUCAGUCGCUUAAUGCUCGAGGUCACCCCCUUGGCUCCAUACUACCCGAGACCACGCCUGCGCGGCCAGCCCGCUUGUGUCGUGCUCCUCGGCUCUUCGGCUUUAUGCCACCCGAGACCACGCUUGCGCGGUCAGCCCGCUUGCGUCGUGCUCCUCGGCUCUUCGGCUUUACGCCACUCGGGACACGCCUGCGCGGCCAGCCCGCCUGCGUCGUGCUCCUCGGCUCUUCGGCUUUACGCCACCCGGGACACGCCUGCGCGGCCAGCCCGCCUGCGUCGUGCUCCUCGGCUCUUCGGCUUUACACCACCCGGGACACGCCUGCGUGGCCAGCCCGCCUGCAUCGUGCUCCUCGGCUCUUCGGCUUUACGCCACCCGAGACCACACCUGCGCGGCCAGCUCGCUUGCGUUGUGCUCCUCGGCCCUCAUCGGCUCCAUGACCCCCGAGUCCAACUCUGCUCGGCUUCCCGACUCGGUUGCACACCUCGACCCCGUGUUGCUCGAGAUGCGUCCGCGCGGCUGGCCCACCUGCGUCGUGCCCCUCGGAUCCGCGUAACCAACCCACUUGAAGUUAGAAGCCAUGCAUCGGGCCCCCUGCAUGCAAAAACCGACGCAUAGCUCCUUUCGAGGGGGGGGGAAUAUGAUAGGGGUAAAAAUGGCGAUGUGACACGUCAUGAUAGUAGCUCCCCCCUGGGCGACACACUGCCCGAGGCUUGCCAUACCCUGCGGCAGCUCGGCCUACCACGCAAUCUCAGUGGCGGUGUUAGACGCCACCGAAGGUACAGUUCUGCCCCUGUAGAUAGCCACGUCAGGUAACAUCAAACCUCAUCUAUAAUACCCCCGAGUCCUAAACAAAAGAGAGAACACACACUUAACACAUAGAGGCUUUUCCUCCUCCUAAACCCCCUCCACGUCGCUGACUUGGCCGUCGGAGGGGUCGGGCCUGGCUCCCAGCCCGACCUAUGUGCAGGGGCGAAGAUGGUGCCGACCCAUCCCGACGCUGCGGCGAGGCGCUUCCCCCGACGUGACGACUCGAUCGGACCGUCGAAAUCGGCCACCGGGAGGCCCUGAGGCCAAAGUCUGAGAUCCUCGACAUCCGGGCCCCGAACCGAGCCGCGACGGCCCCGAGGCCACGGCUCAAACAGGUGCAGACCGCAUCAUAUAGCAUGAAUAAUAAAAAAAAUAAAAAAAAAUUAAUUUUUUAAAAAAUAUAGAAAUGCCUAACUCUACGUAGUGAAAACGAAGGAAUCACCCCUAUUAAAUAAAAAGAGUCGAGCCUUCCAAGGUAAUAAAUAUUUUAAUUUUUAUAUUUAUUUAUUUAUUUAAUAAAAAUAAUAUCACUUAACUUAAAAUAUUGAAUAUUUAUUUUAUAAUUUUUAUUCAUAAGAAAAGAAAGUAAAUAAUUGUACUUAAACUGAAAUAUUUAAGCACAGAUGAAACCUGUCAAAUUAGUAUUUUAAGAUCAUUUUAUCCAUAUUUUUGAUAUAAAUAAUUUAUUCCUAUAUUUUUGUAUUUCUUGUGCAUAACGAAGGUUAUACACAAUACGUAUAAGGAGGGUGGUUGUAAUUAGGGUGCCGCUGCGGCUGCUCUCUUAUCCCACAAUGGCUGCUGCUCCGCUCCGCUCCGUACUCCAACGCCGCAAUGGCCUUCUGCCCUUGUUCGAAACCUGCCGCCUUCGAGAUCUCCUCUUCUUCUCCUCCUCUGUCGACCCUGCCGCCGCCGUAGGCGGCACCAUCUCUCCAGAUCCCCACUUCAUGGUGGAAUACCUCGUGAACUCCUGCGGGUUCUCCCCCUCCGAGGCAGCCAAGUUCUCUAAACCUCUUGCGCACCUCCGAUCCACCGAGAAACCCGACGCCGUCCUUAACUUCAUGAGAUCUCAGGGCCUCGGUGGCGCCGCUAUCAGGAAGGUGAUAUCUUCGGAACCCAAUUACCUGUGCUACAACGUGGAGACGAACAUCGCCCCGAAGUUUCAGUUCUUACGUGAUUUGGGCCUAUCGGAGUCGGAUAUCGUCGAUGUCAUCCUGAAGAACGAUGUUAUUCUGCGCCUCGACGUUCACCGUUCCUUGGUCCCCAAAUUGGAGAUGUGGGAAAGUCUCUUGGGAUCGAGAGAGCUCGUUCUCAAGCAUCUCAAGAAGACCCGAUGGUUUUUCUUCUCCAGCGUUGAGAAGAAAUUGCAUCCUAACCUAAAGUUCUUGAGGGAUGAGUGCGGCAUUCCUGAAGAAAGGGUCUCUGCCGUAUUGAGAAGUCACCCACAAUUAAUCUCACAGAAACCAGAGUCUCUCCGAGCUUUGGUGGCGAGAGCCGAUGAGCUGGGGAUGCCACGGCAAUCUCGGAUGUUCAUGUGGAUACUUGAUGCUCUCCUCAUGGUAAGCAAAGAAAGGUUCGAGGCCAAGGUCGAGCUCAUGAGGAGCUUCGGGUGGUCGGAGUCGGACUUUUCUUCUGCAGUCAGGAAAAAUCCCACCUUCUUAGGCAUCUCCCUCGAUAUGUUGCGCAGAAAAGUGGAUUUUUUUAUCAACGUGGUCGGUUACACCACUUCCUUCAUCGCCUCCCACCCAACUAUCUUGCUAUAUAGUCUGCAGAAGAGGGUAAUUCCUCGGUUUCGUGUUUGGGAGAUGUUGAAUACGAAAGGCUUGUGGACUCGACGGGGCAAGUUUUCGUACUUUGUGAAAUUAUCAAAUACAAAAUUCCAGGAGAAGAUUGUUCUACCUUACAAAGAAAAAGUUCCUGAGCUUCUUGAUAUUUUGAGAGCAGGUGAGUGUGAAGGGAAAUGAGCCCUUUUAUUUGGUAUCAGAGGAGGAUGAGAAGGGCUUAGCUGAUGGUCUAACUCACAUUUGAAUUUCUCAACAGGAGCUGAGCAGUGAUUCGGCACCUUUUUCCUUGACAACAAGCUGUCUUACAUCAACCACCAGCCUUGGCUACUGAGGUGCAGUCCAGUGAAAGAAUUAUUCCUUUGGUGUCAUAUGGUUGUAAUGUUGUAAUUGGAAGGUCUAUGCAGUGCCCAACACAAAAUGUCUUCCAGUUUUACUCAUUAAGGUUCAUGGAAAAGUCUGUUCUUUGUUGCAAAGCAGAAGUCCCUUGCCUGUUUGAAAUCUCUGAUCUAUGAAGGUAGAUUAUUCCCCUA